AUGUCAAGCAAUUGUUCCUCGCCGAUGACCCAGGCGACGGCACUCACGACGGAGCAAUCUAUUCCGCCCGACCAAGUUCCCCGCCACAGUAACUCUCCCCAAGAACACGCUCAGCAACAUGACCAACAGAGAGCUGCUUUUAAAGGGUCGGAUUCUCGCCUAGAUAUCUCGCCUGCUGUGGACCAAGACAUUGCGCAACACACCCAAGGUGGCGCUGCCCAGCGGGUAAAUACAGAUGGGCCUCAAGCUUGUGACCAAAUGAACGAGCCGCUCAACCCUUCCCCAGAGCUGCAGUUCGAUCAGAGAAGAAUCGCGAGCCCGGAGCCUCCAGCCUCGCUCACAGAGUCCUUUAGCAAUGACACAAGCGACAUCGACUUCCUUAACCUCGCUGAAGACAUGUACUUUGAUCUCGAUCUGCUUGAUUGGAGCAUUCUCGACAAUUCCUUCGUGAACCGCCGAGAGGACAACCGCACCGACGCCACCGCGUCAGAGGCAUCGCCAAGUCAACAAUUCAUCUCGCCCGAAGCCACCAUGGUCAGUCCGUAUGACAUCGAAAUGGGCAGCGGUGGCGGUAGCGGCCAGAGUGGCACGGCAAGAUUCCAUCUUCCCAGGGGCAUGAGCCUCAUGCAGAUCUCGCCACUCGACGCCCACCGGUUGCAAAUAUUGAAGUUUCUCCACGAGUCCAAUCAAGGAUCGCGGCGGUGGGACCAGUGGUUGAGUCUCGACAACGUGUCCCUCUUCAUCCACUCGUACUUCAAGUCGUUUCAUCAGCAUACACCGUUGCUCCAUUUGCCAUUCUGGAACAUCACAGCCACCAGCACGAGGCUCAUCUUCGCCAUGAUCUUGAUGGGCGCAAUGUACUCCGGAGACCUCAAAUCCAACGGCGCCGAGGCCCUGCAACUCUCUCAAAUGGCACAGACCUUUGCUUGGACUUCGGAUCCGAGCCUGCAGGCGGGCGGUUCGGCACAGCUUGACACUAUUCAAGCUGUUUAUAUAGUCACUCUCUUAGACGCAUUCUACUUCCCUUCCAAGCGGUACCGUCCGCCGGUCGACACCAGAAGACUUAUGAAUGAGGCAAGGAACGCGGGCGUCUUCGACGGCGUCCAUCCAACCACCGAGCCUUGGAAGAUGAAAUGGGAUGAGUGGUCGGUCCAAGAAAGCCGGAUCAGGACCGCAUUCAUUUUGUACCUAUUCGAUGCGAUCAGGGCAGUCUUGUUCGAUCAGCGCCCCGAACUCCACGUAUACGAACUUUGCCUCCCCCUGCCCUGCGAUGAGAACAUCUUUGCCGCAAGCAUCGAAGAGGAGUGGCGUGAACUGUAUGUAAACGCGCAAAAUCUGACGAGAGUAGAAUAUCCCGUCAUCUUGUCUCUGUUCUUGUGCCAUCAUCCGAUCAAGGUGCCCUUGCAUUUCAGCGUAAUGGGAGGGUUUACCGUUCUCCACGGGAUUCUUCUAUAUAUGUGGGAGCAGAAGAAAAUCCACGCGCAGAGAAAUCAGCCAGAGAUGCCGGGUGCGGCGGAAGUAAAUAUCCACGAGCACCUCACCACUGUCCAGUCUCAGGUCGUCGACAACGCCUUGGAGCUCUGGCGAAAGCAUUGGGCCAAAACCUUGUCGAGACCAGGGUCGAUGGCGUGCGAAGGACUCUAUCGGGACAGAGCGCUGGCGUACUGGUUUUUGGGCAACGUCAUGAACCGGAAUCGCGGCCUAGCCAGUAUGGACAUUGUUCCUGUGUCGAUUAACGGCAAUUGGACCUUGAAGGUCCCCCGUUUGUUGAGAAAACUGACCAUGUUGAUGGAUUCUGGCCAGCUAGAUGACAUGAGCGACAGUGUCAGCAGUAUGGCGGGAGGCGAUUUCGAGCGUCACCUUGGGGACCUUCAAGACAACGCAGAGGAGAAUGCGGACGUCGAGGGCAUGGACACAAUUAUCUUGGGUUGUAUGAUGCGUAGAGAGCGCCGAUUGAGCGAUUGA
This is a messenger RNA of Ilyonectria robusta, 1965 nucleotides long. RefSeq lists its product as uncharacterized. The record is from RefSeq and is a predicted model, not a curated record. Gene Ontology annotation, cellular component: chromatin. The transcript has 3 exons. Lineage: Eukaryota; Fungi; Ascomycota; Sordariomycetes; Hypocreales; Nectriaceae. Gene Ontology annotation, molecular function: DNA-binding transcription factor activity, RNA polymerase II-specific; RNA polymerase II cis-regulatory region sequence-specific DNA binding; zinc ion binding. Gene Ontology annotation, biological process: DNA-templated transcription; regulation of transcription by RNA polymerase II. Bases 1 to 1965 code for a protein of 654 amino acids.